Messenger RNA from Pygocentrus nattereri (red-bellied piranha), 6874 nucleotides. RefSeq names its product insulin receptor substrate 2b (gene irs2b). Gene Ontology annotation, cellular component: cytosol; plasma membrane. The transcript has 2 exons. The coding region runs from base 1093 to 4332 and encodes 1079 amino acids. Gene Ontology annotation, biological process: insulin receptor signaling pathway. Gene Ontology annotation, molecular function: phosphatidylinositol 3-kinase binding; insulin receptor binding. The record is from RefSeq and is a predicted model, not a curated record. NCBI's taxonomy places the organism in Eukaryota, Metazoa, Chordata, Actinopteri, Characiformes, Serrasalmidae.
CUGUGAGGUUUCAGGGCUCUGUACAGCUUCACAGAGACGUGAGUUCUUGCGAGCCAAAGGCGUGUAAAACAGCCGCGCAGACUGCAUCGGGGUGGAGGGCUGAUAGGACGGAGGAGCAGGAGCUGCCUGCAUUAAUGCACAAAGGCGGGGCAGCUGGAAGGAGCCAUGUGGGAAACGAGCUGAUCCUUGUUUACAAAGUGGCAGAGGCGACAUGGACUUGCUUUGUGCUGAGCCACCUCAAGACGUCUUUCAGCUUUUUCAGCUAUGACGUCUAACAGAUAUUAAACGAAACUGUAUCGUGACGUUCCUGGGAUAUGAGAAAAUAUAAAAAUGCUGAUGCUUUGUAAGUGUUUUGAACUCCUUCGUUAGUGAGUAAAAUGAAGCUGGUAGUCGGCUUUCACAGACGAGUGGCUGCGAGUUAGCCUUCUGUUACCCAUUACACAUCGCCCUGCACACUGCACACGGACGUAUGAAGCGCUCUUUAGCAGUGGCGACUUAGCCAAACCUAACGCCACCUCAACUGUGUCGACGGCGAGAAGCACUAGUAGAACCUACAGCUAAAAAGAGCCGUUUUCUACCACGAAGCUCCUUUACCUGUUAAACGAAAAACACGAAGUGUUUUUAAAUGAGAGCCAGGGCGACGUAGUCUGCACUCGAGUUGAGGCGGUUGGUGGGCGUGACAGGAGGGCGUGGUUUGUUGCCUCCGUGAGGCGCGUGCUUCACUACCAUUCACCCGCUUCGACCAAUGAAUGAAAAGAGCUCGAUCAGAUGGGGCGGAUUGGCAGCUACGCCUCCCCCUACGGUAUCAGCGCCUUGUAGCAGUGUGUGAGUGAGUGUGUACGAGUGUGUGUAUUUUUUUCCUCCUAUUUUUUGUAACCCUAGCUGGAUGUGUAGACGUCACAUGUUGUUUUACCCCCUCUUCCCUCCAGUCAGUAGGCGAUAUGUGUUAUUUACCGUUUGAGCGCUCGUGAGGCUGGAGCGGCGUUAAAAGAGUCUCACAGUCUCACCGACUCGCAGCGUGUUUCUUCUGCCCGGCUCGGCUCGUUCAGCUUCAGUACCGAAUAAGGUGCGAGCUUUCCCCGAGACGCGAGGAUGGCGAGUCCGCCUCCAGCCGACGGCGGCCAAGCGCUCUCGGACCCGAGCGUGAAGAAGUGCGGCUACCUGAGGAAACAGAAGCACGGACACAAGCGCUUCUUCGUGCUGCGCGGGCCGGGCGAGGGCUGCGCGCCGCGCCUCGAGUACUACGAGAGCGAGAAGAAGUGGAGAAACCGGGCAGCGGCGCGGCGCGUUGUGGCGCUCGACUCGUGCCUGAACAUCAACAAGCGCGCGGACGCCAAGCACAAGCACCUGAUCGCCCUCUACACCAAGGACGAGUACUUCGCCGUGGCGGCCGAAAACGAGCAGGAGCAGGAGAGUUGGUUCCGCCUGCUGGCCGAAGCGGUGAGCGAGGGGCGGGCGUGCGCUGGCGGCGCGCGCGCUCACUCUGCCUCUGCGCUCGUGGGUUUCGAUGAGGCGAGCUACGGCGUGAUCGCACAGGGCACGGGCGCUGGCGCCUACCGGGAGGUGUGGCAGGUGAACGUGAAGCCGCGCGGGCUCGGCCAAAGCCGCAACCUGACCGGCGUGCACCGGCUGUGCCUGUCGAGCCGCGCGCUCAGCUUCGUCAAGCUAAACUCGGACGUUGCCGCUGUGAGCCUGCAGCUAAUGAACGUGCGCCGCUGCGGACACUCGGACAGUUUCUUCUUCGUGGAGGUGGGGCGCUCGGCGGCCACGGGACCAGGCGAGCUGUGGAUGCAGGCAGACGACGCCGUGGUGGCGCAGAGCAUCCACGAGACCGUGCUCGAGGCAAUGCGCGCCAUGAAGGAGCUGUGCGAGUUCCGGCCGCGCAGCAAAAGCCAGUCGUCGUCAACGUCGUCAGCAUCGGGGGGAACCAACCCGGUCGCGGUGCCCACGAGGCGCCACCACCUGCAUAACGCGCCGCCAAGCCGCACGGGACUGCCGCGGCGCGCGCGCACAGAGAGCGCGGCUACCGCGGCGGGCAGAGGCGCCGCCUGUCGGGGGCGCACGGCCAGCGAGGGAGACGGGGCGACAACGACGACGACGCGGUCAGGAUCUGGGAGUCCCGUUAGCCCGGGAAUGGACCGGACGCACUUGAGCCGCUCCAACACCGUGACUGGCCGCCCAUGCAGGACACCUGAGUCCUCUUGCUCCUCCCUCCAGCACAGUAGGUCCAUGUGUCUGCCCGCCUCCCGCUCCCCUCUAUCAGCCACCAGCCCUGUGGUUGUGCCCUCUGUAAGUGCAAAUCUGGAGAGCAUCCCCCGGCCUGCAGCAUCCGUGUCUGGAUCACCCAGUGAUGCCGGCUUCAUUUCCUGUGAGGAGUGUAGCUCCAGCCCGGCGGAGCACCUGCGCCAUCUGCUUAUGACUCACCGCAGCAAUACUCCAGAGUCCUUCACAAACACGCCGCCUUCGCAGGAUGGCAGUGACCUGUAUGGAUACAUGAUCAUGGAGAAACAGAGCUGUGGGAACCUUUUCCAGCGCUGCCACGGAAUACGCACCCCCGAGGGCAUUGGGGACCUGGAGAAAGCGUAUAGGAAGAGGACAUACUCUCUCACCAUGCCUCACCAGAAGAGGGGGCCGUCACAAGUGUCUUCUGCCUCACUGGACGAGUACACGCUCAUGAGGGCCACUAUCACAAAUGGAAGGCAUUCGGGGCGCAGCUCGCACGCUGCUUCCCCAAAAGUCACAUACCCUGAGGAUUAUGGGGACAUUGAAAUUGGCUCCUUACAGAAAAGCUCCAGUGGCAACCUGGGAGACGAUGGCUACAUGCCAAUGGCCCCGCAGGGGAGCAGAACUGAAAACUACAUGCCCAUGAGCCCCAUGUGUGUUUCAGCACCAAAGCAAAUCAUCAAUCCCAGGACACACCCCCUCACAGUGGCCAAUGGCUCCAGGACCAGCUCGCCCGGCAGUUGUUCUUUGGACGACAGUGGCUAUAUGAGGAUGCUGUGCGGCUCCAGGUUCUCUGUGGAGAGUUCAGAUGGAAAGCUGCCCAACAGUGAGUACCUUAACAUGUCACCGGUAGACCCCUGUGUUUCAGUCACUCCUCCAGAUUACUUUCUUACCACCGCAGGUGGCAUGGAUCAGCCUCCUCCUCUCAGACAGCCCUGCUCUUACAGCUCUCUGCCCCGCUGCUACAAGCCCCAGCAGAACCCCAAGAAUGGAGACAGUGAUCAGUAUGUCCUUAUGAGCCUUCAGAGUCAGAAGAUAGAGGAGGAGCCGACGAAAACAGCUUCCAAAAAUGCUCCCUCUCCUCUGAGGCAAGGCAGGGCUGAUCUGCUCCACAGAUCCAGGAUAUGCCGACCCACACGCCUCCCUCUGGACUUGCUCCGCAUGCUGCCCAGCAUGAACGAACACCCCCUUCCUCCUGAGCCUAAAAGCCCUGGUGAGUACAUCAACAUAGAUUUUGGUUCACAGAAGCACUCCCCAUCCUCUGUAGACAGCCCCGCCUCAUCCCUCAGCUCCUCUGGUGAGCAGAGGAGGUCUCCUCUUUCAGACUAUAUGAACAUUAACGUGAGCUCGGAGUCACCCAAAUCUGGUGAUGCUGCCCCGUUCAGCCCUGUGGAUGCUGUGCCAGAGCUGGCAGCCUGCCCCGCCCAACCUGAGGAGGAGGAGGGGGGAGUGGAGUGUUACUGCCUCACAGCACAGGUGGCACCCUCAUGCAAGGCUGGCACAGCCACAGCUAAGGACGAUCACAGAGAAAUUACAUUUUGCGUGCCCACCUCUCCUCCUCAGCCCACGCCUCAGCCCACUGAAUGUUCCCAGACAACCAGCCCAUCCUCCUGCGUGCAGAGGUUAAAUUUGGGUGAUGCUGUCGGUUUACCCCCUGUCGAGUCUUUCCUGCUGAGGGGUGCCCCUGCCGCAACCGCACUGGAUCCAGACCGGGGUGCCAAGGUGAUCCGCGCAGAUCCCCAAGGGCGCAGGAGGCAUAGCUCAGAAACCUUCUCAUCCACCACUACUGUCACACCUGUUUUCCCCUCCUUCGCACACGACACCCGGCGCCUUGGCUCGGCCUCCGUAGAGAACGUUUCUGCUCUGGCCAGGAAUGGCGAAUUCUCUGAAGAUGAGUACGGCAGCCCCAUGUGCAGGGAGACAUCGGCGGGCUUCCAGAAUGGACUCAACUACAUUGCCUUAAACCUGAUGGAUGAGGGGCUGGCCAGUUGCGAUGCUCUUGUCAGGUUCAAAGCUGCCAGCUGCUGCAAACGAGGCAUCAACGCAAUACAUGCCAGUCCGUACGUCAGCCUUGGGUUCAAGGAGACUGCAACAGCAGUAAAAGACUAAACAGAGCCAGACUGCACGUCCACGUCGUCCCCUCCAUUCAGACAGAUGGACAGCGCUCCUGCUGCUGCUUCGUAUCCCCUGACCUUUGAACCCUGGAUGCAUUCAAAUGGCCAUCGUCUUGGCAACGAGGACACUUGACCUCCGGCCCCACCCACUCAUUGUAUGCCCCGCUGGCACCCUUCUCUCUGCUGCUCCGAAAAACUACAACUACCACAAACACAAAGGCUGGACUCUACAUCUAUCUGGUUGUCACUCCAGAUGCCCCUCCUUAUGGACUUUGUAGUUUCUACUCUUCUUGUUUUAUUUCCCACUGGCUUUGUUAAGUGCUCUGGACUUUGAGAGAGGCCAGUGUCCCCUCACCCUCAAAAUCUGUGAACCAAACCUGGAGUUUAACAUCUGAACACGUACCUUCUUGCAUACGUACGCACACACAACCACACACACACUCACACACUUGUUGCACGUGGUACGUAUUUAUUUAUUUAUAUGUGUGCAGUAUAACGUGCGUGUUUUGUGUGUGUGUGUGAGUAAUGCGUAUGGAUGCUUGCAGCACUGCACCAAGGUGGCAUUUCAUCAACAUCUUCAUAACAACCAACUGAAAGAACCAGUUGCUUGAAAAAAGAAACCCUACCUCAGAUUAAGCCAGGUUUUGACUUGCAUAUGAAAAAAUAUAUAUUGAAAAAAAAAACUAUUUAUUUUCAGUACUGAAUGUUUUCGUAAGACAAAAAAUGCCAAUCCAAAGCCUUACUGACUGUACUGUCAAACAGUGUUUUCUUUGAGGACAUUUGUUUAUGGACCUAGACUUAUUCAGAGAGUAUCAAAGAUAGACCGCUUGCCAUGGAAACUGAACCUGAAUGUCUGUAAGUGCAGUAGAGGUGUGGGGUUUUAGCCCACCAUGGAUGACAGUGACCUUCCUCUGCAAUCAAAGAUGACGAUUAUUGUUAUUAUUAUUAUUAUUAUUAUUAUUAUUAUUAUUAUUUUAAGUAUUACAGAGAUAUUUAAAGGGUUUUAAUAUAAUUCUAUUUAUCAGUGCUGGUAAAUGUCAAGAGGAGCAGCGCAAUGCUGCCUUUCACAUGCACACAUAUGCAAAGCAGGCUUCCAGAGAAAGGAGUGUUAGCUUGGGAUGAAGCCAGCCAGCCAGAAACAGAUACUUGCAUCGUGCGCACUCAAGACACACGCAAACUGUGUGCACCUUAGCCUAUGAGAACACAACAUGGAGAAGCCUAGGCACACCUGCACCCACAACCUCUGGUCCUUGAUGUCCUGGAAGCCUCUACCCACUUCGCCUCCCAUUUCGUUCACCACUAAUAUCCUCACUCUGAAACCGCAGCCUUCCUUUUGCCUUAGAUCAGCACAGUUGGCUGGAUGUUUUUUUUUUUUCCAUUUUAUUUUAUUCAGCGUCUGCUCCACCAACGAGCCUCCAGCAGGACCUGAGCGGCUCUGAGGUAUUCCAGUGGAGCAGGCGGUUGAAUUUGAGUGACGCGUUUUCAGGGAACGUAUCCAGAGGCUUUAGACCAGACCAUCACUGCUGCUCCGUAGUGUCAGACGAGGACACAGUGUCAGUACUAAUGCUUUGUCUUGCACUUACAAACUCCUUAGAUUGUAAACACAAGACACGUUUGAAUGUAGAGCAUUCUGGCGCUCCCCCACGAGCAAAGCAUGGACAAAGCGAAACAAAACCCCAUCAAAACAAGACAGACACAAAAUGAAGUAGAUGAAACAAACAAGCAAACUGAAAAAACACAAACUUGCAUGGCUCUUUUUAAGCAUAUGGAAAUGCCUAAAAAUCUGUAAAUAAUGUACAUAAAGAUGUAAAUAAAGAUAUGUGCAGUUGUGAUCUUGGAACGUUUUUAAGUUAAAGAUAAAUCUUUUAUGUUUUUUUGUACAUAAGGAGAAUACAUUUGAAUGAAUUUCCCCAACCAGUUAAAGCACUAAUGAAGGUACUUGCCAGACGCCAAACGUUUGGCCUGGAAGUUUUCUUUUUUCUAAUUUUUCUGUAGGUUUGUAAGAGUAUGCACACUGUACGAUAAUACGCCACUAAGGAAAUAUUUUCUAAUGCUGUAACAUUAAAUUAAAGAAAAAACAGAAGAUCUAAUUGAAUAAUACUUUAUACUAUGAGAGAAAAAAUCUAGCUACAUAGGUACAAUUCACAAAUGGCAUAUGCAAUAUUUACAUUUUUAAAACAAAUUAGUUUACAGAAAGAAACCAAAAUGUAUAAAUACUGUGUUCAUAAUGUUUGUUAAAACCUUUAAAAGGAUUUUUGCUGUACACACUUUUUCUGCCAACUUGGAAAAAAAAAACGAAGACAUUUUGUUUUUGCUAUUGGAUCUUAGCAGUGAUUUUCAGCAGUGUUCUUAUUCUGAUGAUCUGGUUGAUUUUUUUCCUUUUUUUUUGCUGUGUCUUCCAUUGUACAUAUUUCAUAUCCUGCGCAUUGUGACGCUAUUAAGAGAUAAUUUAAACUUAGUGUAGUUAGCAUUGCUUUAGAAACUGUAAUGAUUCUGAAUAGCCACAUGCAAUAAAAAAGGUAACGUUAUUUAAGAAA